Molecule: messenger RNA, 1256 nt
Organism: Bursaphelenchus xylophilus (pine wood nematode)
Lineage: Eukaryota; Metazoa; Nematoda; Chromadorea; Rhabditida; Aphelenchoididae
Source: the annotation of a GenBank genome assembly
AUGAACAAGGAUUUAGCAGCCAAAUCUGUGACUUCUGUUACUGCCAUAUUCAUAACGGCCACGAUUUUGAUCUGUUUUAUAAUCGUCAAGGUAAGUCUUGAGUUCUCAACCUUCCGUAAAGACUGCUUCUUCUCUGUCAAUUAAAUCGGUCAACCGAAACUCUCAUUUUUUCAAUUUAUAUACUUCCAGGACAUCAACUCGAUGUACAGCGAAAUUAUGGGUGAGAUGGGCGAAUUCAAGACUCUGGCCAACAACGCGUGGAGUGAGAUGAUGAGAGUCGAGAAAUUGCGAGAAGACUCGAUUUUCGGCCCUAUCCGAAAGAAACGUCAGGGCUAUCAACCCGAAACAGCUCAAUGUAACUGCCUGCCACGAUCAAACAAUUGUCCGCCCGGCCCCCAAGGCCCUCCUGGAGAGGCCGGAUUGCCCGGUGAUGACGGAUUGCCCGGACUGGACGGUACGCCUGGCUUUGAUGCUGCUGACAGUGGUUACGGUAGGAGACCUCUUAUCGACAUAGCAAUAUGAUUUUAGAUUCACCUCCGCCCCGGAACUGUUAUCCGUGUCCGGCUGGCCCACCUGGACCUCCCGGGUUUCCAGGCCAACCGGGUAUCCCGGGUCCAAAUGGUAUCCCUGGCUUCCGUGGGCCCGCCGGAAAUCCAGGACGGCCCGGUCCAGCUGGCGAGCCCGGUUUUCCAGGCCAUCCUGGGCUUCCCGGAAAUCCCGGACAGCCAGGCGCACCAGGAGAGUCCGGUACACGAUACAACCCGUUACCUGGAAUGCCAGGCCCGCGUGGACCGCCUGGCCCUCCAGGAGACGCUGGUGCUCCUGGCAUUCCAGCCGCCCCAGGACAACAUGGAAUUUCCGGCCCACCCGGACCUCCCGGCUUGAACGGCGACCCAGGACCCAAUGGGCCUCCGGGCGCUCCAGGCAUUAGCGGAGAACCCGGUGUGGAUGGUGCUUAUUGUCCAUGCCCCGCGAGGUCGCAUUUGCUAAUCCAACAAGCGUUGAAGAAUAUCGAUGAGAACUCCUCGGAAUUUCCUAGUCCAAAGAAUGCGUUCACUACGACAACGCCAAUCCCAGAUCCAUUUCCAGGCGAGGGAGAGCCUACAACUUCGGAAGCAAGCGGAUAUGCACACAAACAAAAUUCGCCAGACUAUCUCGACGAUCAAGUGGAAGUCCAGCCUUCGAAUCAAGUAAAUUUGGAUCGAAGAAUUGCGCUGCAACGAGCUCUGGCCGCAGCGUUUGCAAUAAGGCAAUAA